GAGGGGAUUUUGGUUUACAGCGUUACCUGAAUCUUCAGCUCGUUAACUCAUUAAGAUGGAUUCUGGGCAAUCCUGGAAGUCAUUAAGCCUUUUCCAUGUAGAAUACCCAAGUGGUGAUAGGUUUGGGAAAUUUUUGGCAUAUACAAGCAUGGCUCCGAUUUUCAUAGCAGUUAGCCUCAUAACUUUGAUUGGGUGGAGGAGGGACUUGCAUACUAUUUUUUAUUUCUGUGGAUGCUUGUUGAAUGAAAUCAGCAACUUUUUUCUCAAGUCUUUAAUAAGUCAACCAAGACCAUUUCCUUCAGUGCAUCCAAGUGUUGGAUCAUCAGGUAUGCCAUCGAAUCAUGCGCAGUUCAUGGGGUUUUUCUGCGCAUAUUUUGCACUAUUUCUAUACAUAAGGCUCAAUCAGAAAUCGUGUUGUCGUGAAACUAAAGGGCUUAUCUUCUUAAUUUUUUUGUUACUGACCGUUGUGGUAUGCUACAGCAGGGUUUAUUUGUUGUACCACACUUUUAGCCAGGUUCUGGUUGGUGUCACUGUGGGUGGAGUCUCUGCAGUAAUUUGGUUUCUGCUUGUUCAGCAUAUAGUUACUCCAAUUUUCCCCUGGAUUUCUGACAGCUGGAUUGGUCACUUGUUGAUGUUGCAAGAUUUUACACACAUCAAUAAUAUCGUGAAGUUUGAAUAUAUCAAUGCUCAAAAUCAUAUCCGAAGGACGAAGUUUGAAAGGCCUAUGUGAAUAGAAGUGAUCGAUAGUUCCAUAUUUGUUAUAUCUUGAUUUUCUGAAUAUUUUUGCAAAAUCUUGAUUUUUCUAGAAAGGUAUUUGAUGGAAAUUGCUUCUCAGCUGUUUCUUCUUUUCGUAACUUCAAACUAGGAAAACACUGUAUUUUUUCUCUCGCUAAUGCUGUAUUCGGAGCAAAUUACGAAUUUUAGUUUAUAACAAAUAUACAGAUAUCUGUUCACGGA
Heterobilharzia americana is the source of this 957-nucleotide messenger RNA. NCBI's taxonomy places the organism in Eukaryota, Metazoa, Platyhelminthes, Trematoda, Strigeidida, Schistosomatidae. The record is from the annotation of a GenBank genome assembly.